AUGUUGGAUAGUGGAAGCAGCCCAACACUAGAGAUAGUAAAGGAACUGAUCACUUGGUCUAAAGAAAUCCGAGAGGACUCCAUACCAGCACCAGGAGCAAUUUCUAGCCACAAAUCCUUUGAUGAGAGGCUUAGGGGGUCUAGUUUGGAUCCACCAAAAACCCUAAAAUGGGAUCUAUGUCCUCACCACAAGCUCUUGCUGAGUCUGCUGGCCUCUCUCCUGGUCCACAUAGAUCAAGCUGCUUCUGUACAGACUGCCCUGGGCUGGAAUUCUGGACCCCACUACAGUACAAGAAUUUUCAAAAAUAGCCAUGGGAAAAAAUCACUAUUGGAUGGAAGAAGGGAGUUGGAAUACAGCAUAAUCACCACCUGGGACAAUCUUCCAGUGACACACAGACCUGUAACUUUCCACUUCAAACCAGGGGAUCAAGGAUUGCUGAUGGAAGUGAAUGCUCCCUUCUUUGAUGAUCCUCUAGCACCACCUGGUGCCCCAGGCCAACCUUUUAAUGGACUCUGGGAGUAUGAAGUUGUGGAAGCAUUUUUCCUAAAUAGUACAACCAAAGAAUACUUGGAAGUAGAGCUUUGUCCGCACGGACAACACCUGGUCCUUUUGCUCUCCAGUGGUGAUGCUUUUGCAAAAGAGCUGGAUUUAAAUUUUAGAGCUGACAUACACGGGAAUGAAUGGAAUGGAACUGCACUUGUUCCUUGGGAAUAUUUUCCACCUGGAAUUGACAAGAUGAAUUUAUAUGCCAUCCAUGGGUCUGGGGAUAGAAGAACUUAUGAGGCUCUUUAUCCAAUACCCCGUGAAGAGAUUGCAGUUGGACAAGGUCCCAAUUUCCAUCGCCUGGAGUAUUUCAAACCCUUCAAUUUGAAGUGGUUGAUGGGAGAUGACUGGGAGCAGCCCCCUUCAAAGCUGUGGCCUUAGCUUUGUUCAGCUGCUUUUCCAGCUCAUGGAGAUUACUUCAAAACCCAGAGAAAGCCAUGGAGCAGAUCCCAGCUCGACUCACCCCUUUGCCCUCUGAUAACAUCAUGGAAAAGAAAAUCUUUGUCCACCAUUACUGCAAAUAAUGUGACAAUAUAUGGGAAAUAAAACAUCUAUGUGAA
Molecule: messenger RNA, 1103 nt
Organism: Gracilinanus agilis (Agile Gracile Mouse Opossum)
Lineage: Eukaryota; Metazoa; Chordata; Mammalia; Didelphimorphia; Didelphidae
Product: UPF0462 protein C4orf33 homolog
Exons: 8
Coding region: 1-924 (307 amino acids)
Source: RefSeq, a predicted model, not a curated record